Messenger RNA from Chanos chanos (milkfish), 1374 nucleotides. RefSeq names its product VRK serine/threonine kinase 1 (gene vrk1). The coding region runs from base 61 to 1374 and encodes 437 amino acids. Lineage: Eukaryota; Metazoa; Chordata; Actinopteri; Gonorynchiformes; Chanidae. Gene Ontology annotation, molecular function: protein kinase activity; ATP binding. The record is from RefSeq and is a predicted model, not a curated record. Gene Ontology annotation, biological process: protein phosphorylation. The transcript is spliced from 13 exons.
AACUUUGGGAAGACUGCAGACGGUUUUGUAUUUAUCUUAGCAGAAAGGCUAGCAGUUCAGAUGCCUGCCAAACCUAAGGCAGCCGGAAAGGGUAGAGGGCCAGCGAAGAGGAAACUGGCGGAAGAGUUCCCCCCCGGAGAGAUUUUGACAGAUACAGCAAAGAAAUGCUGGAAAUUGGGGACACCAGUUGGACAAGGAGGUUUCGGGCUGUUAUAUCUUGCGAAUGAGAAUGCAACACAGGCUGUUGGAGCUGCUGCACCUUACGUCAUCAAAGUGGAACCGAGUGACAACGGCCCUCUCUUCACUGAGUUGAAGUUCUACAUGCGAGCUGCCAAACCGGAUCUAAUUGAGUCCUGGAGGAAAUCUCGGAAGCUAAAGUACUUAGGAGUUCCAAAAUAUUGCGGCUCCGGGCUUCACGAUAAAGGAGGGAGUAGAUACAGGUUCAUGGUCAUGGAUCGCUUUGGAACUGAUCUGCAAAAGAAAUUUGAAGAAUCGGGCAAGAAGUUCUCCCACAAGCUGGUCCUUCAGUUAGGCCUUAGACUCCUUGAUAUUCUUGAGUACAUUCAUGAACACGAGUAUGUGCAUGCUGAUAUUAAAGCAUCCAACCUCCUCCUUUCUUACAAGGACCCAAACCAGGUUUACUUAGUAGAUUAUGGACUGGCCUAUAGGUACUCACCUGAGGGAACACUGAAAGAAUACAAGGAGGACCCAAAGAGAUGUCAUGAUGGGACUAUUGAGUUCACCAGCAUUGACGCCCACAAAGGAGUAGCUCCUGCGAGAAGAGGGGAUCUGGAAAUUCUGGGUUACUGCAUGAUCCAGUGGCUCUGUGGAAGAUUACCCUGGGAAGACAAUCUCAUGGACCCAAACUACGUCAGAGACUGCAAAAUCAAGUGUAGAGAGAAUGUUGAAGAAUUCAUGAAGAAAUGUUUCUCCACUGAAAACAAACCAGAUGAAAUGGUGAGGUUUAUUGAAGAAGUCAAGUCUCUGGGUUACAACGACAAGCCAGACUACCAGAAACUGCGCAGCAUUUUACGGGACGGAUUGAAGGCAAUCGGUGCCAAAGACGAUGACAAGCUGGACUUCUCUGUGUCGGUCAACGGCGCAGGCCCGUCCUCAGUCAAGGCUCCGAAGCGAAAGAAAGAGGUGGAGAAAGAGGAGUCGGUUGAAACCGAUGGCUCCCCCGCGAAGAAGAGAAAAGCUCCUCAGAAGAAGGGAGUGAACGGUGUGAAGAUGGGCAGUCCUAAGAAGGCUGCUCCCAAGAUGCCUCGCGCUAAGAAAGCGGCUCCUACGGCGCCCAGCCCAAAUAAACCCGUGGCUGAGUCGAAACCUCCGCCUGCCAAGAGAGGCAGAGGCAGACCUAAGAAAAACUCCUGA